GUUACAAUCAGAACUGAGAGUGCCUGGAUAAUUUAAGUCCUGACGAUGAGACGAAAUUCACGACAGUCCGAGAGUCUAUCAUUGAAAGACUAGGCGAUAGAAUGUGGAGUUUUCGCUUAAUCUCGACCCUCACAUUUAUGUUGCUGGCCCACGGGGCACCUUCUCCGCAAGAAUUAGAGCUAGCUCAAGCCCUCAAGUCCGAUGCCAAUCAAGAUCUUUCGGGCUUUUCUGAAUCUCAACACUCGUCAUCCUUAUCGGAUUUAACCGACGAGUCCCGGCCGAUAAAAGUAAGCCAGUUUGAUGAAUCUGGCACACAAACAUUCGGCAAUCUUUCUCCUGAUUCCGGGCCGUCGAUUAGUGAUCACGAUGAAGGUCGAAUGGACAAUCCACUCAAUAUCAGACAUAGAUCCGAGGACAUGGGACUGAAUAUGGCAGAUGAUGAUUUCCAAUCGAGAAAUCCCUUUGGCUCCAACUCAAAAUUGGAUAUGGAACCAAUGAACGCUCUUCAAGGUCAAAACAUUGGCUCAUUUGACGGUGACAACGACAUGGAUGAUAUCGAUAGACUUCUAGAGUCAACAAGCUCUCAUAAAUUCAAGUCUGGGGGAGUGGUUCAAGGAACAAAACCAUCGAAUAGCAUGGAUGGCAGUGAACUUCUGCCUUUGUCGAGUGGAGAUGUGGAGGCGAGUAGAGUGAUGGAAGGUCUCAAUGAGGACCGGAUCACUGCUGAAAUUGAGGAUCUCCAGGCGAAAUUGGGCAGCCUUCAAGCAAAUAUCGACAAGGUUUUGAGCGAGGUGGCAUAAGAACAUAACUUGUAUGUCUGUUACACAUUUCUCCCCAAAUCAUGUAACCUUUGGUUUGUGCCAUACAAAAGCAUGUUCUAAUA
This is a messenger RNA of Tigriopus californicus, 883 nucleotides long. RefSeq lists its product as uncharacterized. The record is from RefSeq and is a predicted model, not a curated record. The coding region runs from base 102 to 800 and encodes 232 amino acids. The transcript has 2 exons. NCBI's taxonomy places the organism in Eukaryota, Metazoa, Arthropoda, Copepoda, Harpacticoida, Harpacticidae.